This is a messenger RNA of Megalobrama amblycephala (Wuchang bream), 2692 nucleotides long. Its product is annotated as ovochymase-2-like. Gene Ontology annotation, molecular function: serine-type endopeptidase activity. The record is from RefSeq and is a predicted model, not a curated record. Gene Ontology annotation, biological process: proteolysis. The transcript has 18 exons. Lineage: Eukaryota; Metazoa; Chordata; Actinopteri; Cypriniformes; Xenocyprididae. Bases 1 to 2571 code for a protein of 856 amino acids.
AUGACUUAUGCUGUUCAUCUCGGUGAACUCGAUGUAGGUGUGGAUAGGUCCCUGUGCAGUGUACCUGAUGGAGUUGUACCUGGAAAUGAAGGCAUCAUCAGAAAUCCAGCUCAUUCAGGGCAAAGCUACAACCACAAUGAUGUUGGUGUGGCUAUAUCAGUGUGCAAAAAUCCUCUACAGGUGUCUCUUAGGAUCAGAGGAUCGCAUUUCUGUGCUGCAGCCAUCUUGACAGACCACUGGCUUUUGACUGCUGCUCACUGCUUUGCAAGUGUAUCCACGGACUUCCUGCACAAGAUUGAGGCUGUGGCAGGUGAAUUCAACCAAAGAAAAGUUGACAGAGGGGAGCAGAACUUCCACGUAAGGACUGUAAUGUUCCAUGAAAAAUAUCAACGCACCUCUCCCAUGAGCUACGACAUCGCUUUGAUUGAGAUCAGUGGACGCAUUCACUUUGGUGAUUUCAUUAAGCCUGUUUGUCUGCCUCAUCCUGGUGAGAGGUUUCCACCCAAGACCAUGUGUGUUGUUGGUGGAUGGGGUCGUAUUACUGAGAGAGGGCCACUUCCAUCAGUUCUUCAAGAGGUGCAUCUGGACCUGUUAGAGCAAAGCAAGUGCAAACAUGUCCUGCAAACACUUAGACCUGGGCAGAAGACCUUCACAGUCCUGUGUGCUGGCCCAGAGACAGGUCGGAGAGAUGCCUGCCAAGGGGAUUCUGGGGGUCCUCUCCUUUGCUCCAGAGCAGAUGGAAGCUGGGUGGCUGUGGGGGUCACGUCAUGGGGUAAGGGCUGUGGUCGAAGCUGGAAUGACAACAAGAACAAACCAUCAUCCAGAAGAGGCUCACCUGGAGUAUUCACUGAUGUCUUAAUGUUUCUGCCAUGGAUCAAGUCAAAUCUAAGGAAAGAACUCGAUGUAGGUGUGGAUAGGUCCCUGUGCAGUGUACCUGAUGGAGUUGUACCUGGAAAUGAAGGCAUCAUCAGAAAUCCAGCUCAUUCAGGGCAAAGCUACAACCACAAUGAAAUGUGUUUGUGGUCCAUUCGAGUUGCUGCUGGUGAACAUAUUCUUCUGGAGUUCCUAGAGUUUGACCUGGAGAAUGACACAGAGUGCCAAAGUGAUCAUCUGACGGUGUAUGUGGAUGAAGACAGGCGAAUAGGGCAAUUCUGUGGCAGUCAAUCUCCAUCUCCGAUUCUUAUUGGAGGUUCCCAUAGUGUCACAGUGCAAUUUGUAUCUGAUGUGAGCAGAACAGGUGCAGGAUUUGCCAUCCAGAUCAGUGGUGUUGGCGAGGACUACAGUUUUGGGGAUGAAUGUGGAACAGUGGUGCUGUUACAGCCCAAGGGGGCUGUGCAGAGCCCCGCCUACCCGCAAGCCUACAGCAACAACACCCUUUGCCGCUGGGUCAUCUAUGCCCCAGAAGGCCACAUAGUCAAGCUUGACUUUGAAGACUUUGACCUUGAGGAGUCUGAAAACUGCAAAUAUGAUUCACUCACAGUGUUCGGAGACGUUGAUGGCAAAGAUGAAAUAGUGGUUGUAUGUGGCAGGAGCGUCCCUCCAGCUGUUCUCAGCCACAACCGCAUAAUGCUUCUGCAGUUCAGCACAGAUAACACCAUCUCCGCCCGUGGUUUCAACGCCACCCUUUCCUUUAUCAGCGAAAAAGAUCUCCAAAAUACAGCGUAUGAAGAUCAGGGGGAGGAAGCAGAUGAUGACAGCGAAGUUAUCACGCCACAUUCGCAGGCUGGUUUGUCCUUUGUGCUCUCCACAGUGCUUCAAAAGAGGCUCCUUGUCUCAGAGGGACUUUCUCUGUGUGGAAUGCCUGAUAUCUUUGCUGCCUGUGGACUGGAGACCCUGAGGAGAGAAGAGGAUGAUGGGAAACUGCCAUGGCUGUGGCACGUGAGCAUUGGUCUGGGUGAAGGCCAUGACUGCAGUGGGGCGCUCAUCCAGUCACAAUGGAUUCUUACUGAUGCACACUGUGUCAAUGAUCUGGAAGAAAGACUUCUAAGAAUUUUAUCAGUGAAGAUAGGAGGCUCAAAGAAACAGGUAAAUGAGAUCUCUUUUCAGACCUGUGAUGUGAUCAGAGUGCACAUAAACCCUUAUUACAACCCAUCCUCUCCUGAAUAUAAUGUGGCUUUGCUUCAGUUGAGCUCUCUGUUAAAUCUCAGUGAAAGCGCACAUCCUGUCUGUCUACCCUCUGCUGGACACCCUCCCUCUGCUGCUGGGCUCCGGCGUGGGCCAGCCAAAUGUUGUAUGUCACCUGUCUUCCUUCACGUGUUGACCAUUGUGAUAGUUGAACUUUCAGAACUUGAAUGUCACUUGAAUGACAUCAUAUUCUCUGUUGCACAUUUUGCUCUCUGUGGAUCUUUAGGUGAAUAUUAUGCACUUUUUUUAGCAGGACAUGGGCAGUACAGACCUGUAAGGCUAAAAAUAUCUGUGCUGGAACAAGCGGUGUGUGAACAACAACACAGAACUAGGUUGACACCUACUUUACUGUGUGCUGGACUGAGCAGUGGAGAAUCAUGCAUGGUGAGGAGCUGUACUGUAAACUACACUGAACACUUACUGUUUACUACUAGGGAAUGUAAUUGAAGAAAUACUGACCCCUAGUGGGUAAGUUCAGCAAUGAGGCUAUAUGCUUUGAUGAGCUCUGUCCCAAACAAUGCUUGAUGUGUACUUGUGGAUUUGUAUGCAGAGGUGAUCAAUGAGGGCG